AUGGCUGAGUUGAAGUGGUUUAAGCCUCUUCUCUUCUUUGCUUUACUGUUUGUUAUUUGCUUCGUCUUCUAUCUUCCUGCAAACCUCAUGAUGAGGACCACAUUACAGUUUCUCGGACCUCAAUCUAAUGGAGAUCAAUGCAAUGAGCUAGCCACUGUGUUGAAGAGAGCUUCCAUGGUGAACAAGACUGUCAUAAUCACCACCAUGAAUAAAGCAUGGGCAGCUCCUGGUUCUGUUAUAGAUCUCUUCCUUGAGAGCUUCCGAAUCGGAGAAGGAACCAAAGUUCUCUUAAACCACAUUGUGAUUGUUGCAGUAGAUCACAAGGCAUUUAAUCGGUGCAAGUCCAUACACCCCCACUGUUACUACCUCGUUACCCCAGGAGUCGACUUUGCUGAUGAGAAAAGGUUCAUGAGUGAAGACUACCUCAAGCUUAUCUGGAGAAGGAUUGAUUUCUUGAGGACAGUUCUUGAAUUGGGCUAUAAUUUCGCAUUCACGGAUGCAGAUGUGAUGUGGCUCAGGGACCCAUUUCCCCAUUUCCAUUUCACUGCUGAAACUGAAAUUACAAUUGCCUGUGAUUAUUAUAAAGGUAAUCCAACAGACAAAAACAACAAAGCCAAUGGAGGAUUCAUCUUUGUUAAAUCAAAUUUGAAAUCAAUUGGGUUCUACAAGUACUGGUACAAGUCUAGGGUUUGGUAUCCCAAUUCUCAUGAUCAAUCUGUCUUUGAAAUGAUAAAAAAUGAUAAGAAUGUUACCACAACAGGGUUGCAGAUAAGGUAUUUGGACACUAACUGCUUUGGGGGAUUUUGUCAGCCAAGUAAGGAUAUGAACAAAGUGUGUACAAUGCAUGCAAACUGUUGUGUUGGCAUUGAGAAUAAGGUCCAUGACCUUAGACUUGUUCUUGAAGACUGGAAGAACUUCAUUGCACUGCCAACUGAGAAGAGAAGGUUAGUAGGGUCUUCUUCUCUUUGGAGGGCUCCAAGGGAAUGCAAGAUUAGGAGAAAAGUUCUUUCAAGGACAACUCUGUUAUAA
Messenger RNA from Telopea speciosissima, 1029 nucleotides. RefSeq lists its product as uncharacterized. The coding region runs from base 1 to 1029 and encodes 342 amino acids. NCBI's taxonomy places the organism in Eukaryota, Viridiplantae, Streptophyta, Magnoliopsida, Proteales, Proteaceae. The transcript has 3 exons. The record is from RefSeq and is a predicted model, not a curated record.